Messenger RNA from Dendrobium catenatum, 939 nucleotides. RefSeq lists its product as uncharacterized. NCBI's taxonomy places the organism in Eukaryota, Viridiplantae, Streptophyta, Magnoliopsida, Asparagales, Orchidaceae. The transcript is spliced from 3 exons. Bases 1 to 939 code for a protein of 312 amino acids. The record is from RefSeq and is a predicted model, not a curated record.
AUGACCGGCGCAUACUCCGACGAUAAUUACCGGCGCAUAUGGCGCCGGAAUUGGGACGUCUUUCGACGUCGAAAACGAUACAUUUUUUCGCCGGUAGUUCGUCGGAAAGUGCGCCGGAGAUAUUUCCGACGCAAAAUUCGCGCCGGAAAUAAUUUAUCGACGCAUCCAAAACUGGCGUAUGAUUUUCCACCGAAACGUGCGUCAGAAACUUAUAUUUCCGUCAGAAUAUCUAUGUUUUCCGGCGGAUUUCGUUCGCCGAUAAUAAGGGUAAUCGAGGUGCUCGAGAUCAUUAAAGAAGAAGGGGUAAAUGAUCAACAAUCUGUUGAAGCAGGCACUUUGAUUGAUGUGAUGGAGUCAUUUGAUUUCAUUUUCACAAUGCAUUUGAUGAUUGAUAUCUUGGGAAUUACGAAUGAGUUAUCACAAUCACUACAAAGAAAAGACCAGGACAUUGAAAAUGCAAUGAAAUUGAUGUAUGAAACAUACAAAACACGUCGUCGAACAGUACGAAGAGGUGAAGAAAUAACAAACUUACAUCAUUAUCGUGUUGAGCUAUUCUAUAUUGUAGUUGACAUGCAACUUCAAGAGAUAAAUAAUCGCUUUUCCGAAUCUAGCACUGAAUUGCUUCUUUGUGUGGCAUGCUUAAAUCCAACUGAUACCUUCCAAGCUUAUGAUGAGAGGAAAUUGAUACGUUUAGCUGAGUUAUAUUCAAAUGAUUUCUCUACAUUUGAUCUUGUGGCUCUUAAAAGUCAAUUAUCAACUUAUAUUAUUGAUAUGCGUACCAGUACUGAGUUCUCCUCUCUAAACAGUAUUGCCUAUCUUUCAAAGCAAAUUGUUAAGUUCAAGAAGGAUGAUGUGUAUCCGCUGGUUUAUAGACUCAUUAUUUUAACAUUGACUUUACCAGUUGCUACCGCUACAGUGGAAAGAGCAUUUAUGCAAUGA